Molecule: messenger RNA, 1179 nt
Organism: Zasmidium cellare ATCC 36951
Lineage: Eukaryota; Fungi; Ascomycota; Dothideomycetes; Mycosphaerellales; Mycosphaerellaceae
Exons: 1
Coding region: 1-1179 (392 amino acids)
Biological process (GO): epoxide metabolic process
Molecular function (GO): epoxide hydrolase activity
Source: RefSeq, a predicted model, not a curated record
AUGUCUCACACCCGCUCCAAAACAGCCGUCUCCGCCAUCCUCCCCUUCAACGUCGGCUUCCCAAGCGCAGACAUCCACCGCCUCCAAGCCACCCUCAAAGAUGCCCGGAUCCCAACCAGCGACAUCGUCCCGGGCUCCGGCAACGAAUACGGCAUGCCGACCAACUGGGCCACAUCCCUGUACAACCACUGGCUGCACAAAUUCUCACUCGACGACGCCCUCAACCGGAUGAAACGCAUGGGCACGCACCAGCUAACGCACAUCGAGGAGAUGCAAGUCCACUUCGUGCACCGGCCCUCCCAGAACCCGGAUGCGAUUCCGCUGCUGCUGGUGCAUGGCUGGCCUGGGAGUUUCUAUGAGUUUAGCGAGGUCGUGGAUUCGUUGGCCGAGGGCGAGAAGGAUAAGCCGGCUUUUCAUUGUGUGGUUCCUUCUUUGCCCGGUUUUUGCUGGUCUUCGGCUCCGCAGAGGCGCGGGUGGACUAUGAAGGAUACGGCUCGUCUGUUUCAUAAGCUUAUGGGUCGGCUUGGGUAUGAUAAGUAUUGUGUGCAGGCGGGCGACUGGGGUCAGUUCGUCGCUCGCGAGCUGGGCGCUAAGUACUCUGAUUCUUGCCGCACCGUCCAUCUGAACUUCUGCCCUGGCGCUCUCCCCGAAGGCGUCGAGCCCGUCGACCGCGAAUCCAAAGUCGCCGCCAAAGCCGUCGACUGGCGAACGAACCACAUCGGAUAUGCAGUCCUCAUGCGCACUCGUCCGCAGACCCUCGGCUGGAUGCUCAUGGACAACCCGAUAGGGAUCAUGGCUUUCGUUGGCGAGAAGUAUCACGAAGCGGCCUCGCCAUCCGUCUCUUCCUCCCCGGCUUGGUUUGACCAUAUUCUUGCCACGGUAUCUCUGUACUACUUUACUCGCUGCAUUAUGACGGCCUCUCUGCCCUACUACGAGAACAUUCGCCACGAUCAGUUCGCGGAGUACUGCACGCGCGUGGAGAACACGAUCAAGUGUCCGCUGGGUUACACGAGUAUGUUCUACGACACCUCUCCGAAUUCGCGAAAAGCGGUGGCGAGGACGGGGAAUCUCGUGUGGUAUAAGGAGAGGGAUUAUGCAGGGCAUUUUGCUUGUUUGGAGGAUCCGAGGGGCAUUGUGGAGGAUGUGAGGGAGGUUGUUGGGAGCCAUUGGAGCAAGUGA